GACUUGAAUCGUCGAGAAAUUCACUAAUUAUAAUUUCAAGUCCGCAACGUCUUUUCCUGUUUUCCAGUAUUAGCUGCCCUCACACACACACAAACACACUCUCUUUCUCUCUCCUCCAUAAAAGGUUCCGGAGCUUUAAAAGCAUGGUUGCCUGAUUUUUCCGUCACCGCUAAAUUUGCGACGAUGACUUCCAUAUCUUCUGUUGAAUUAAACUACUUAAUUUUCCGCUACCUUCAGGAAUCAGAUGUUAAGUAAGAGACUGAAGUUGAGGAUGUUGAGUAAGAGGCUGAAGUCGAGGAUGCUGAUGCUUAUUGGGAACAUUAUGCUGUGCAUUAGUGUACCUAACUGAUGGAGUAUCUAGCAAGUAACAAUCUGGAGCUUGCCUUGUAUGGCACUAUGGCCUAGGCCCUGGUAACAGCCCUUGUAGCUGUCUCUCUGCUGACCACAAUUUAGAGUUUAACUCUACGAACUAGGUGUUGAACGGUUUUACACACUCCGCCUUUGCUUUAGGAUAUGAGGCCGCAAUCAAUAAGUGCCCUAUUGAUGGCAAUCUCGUUCCACCGGGUGCUCUCAUAACCUUUAUUCAGAAAGGGCUUCAGUACUUGGAAAUGGAAGCUAACUUGAAUAAUAGUGAUGCAGAUAUUGAUGAAGAUUUCUCAUUUCUACAGCCUAUGGAUCUUAUCACCAAGGAUGUGAAUGAAUUGCGACGAAUGGUUAAAGAGAAAAGGAGAAGUUCAAGGAAGGAUAGGGAGAAAGAAUCUGAAAAGGACCGUGAGAGAGAACGGAAGCGAGGAAGAGAUAAUAGGAGGUUAGAUAGGGAGAAAGAUCUUGCUAAGGACGGAGAGGGAAAAGAGAAGGAUGAAAAAUCUGCAAGGGAGAAGGAUGAAAAAUCUGCAAGGGAGAAGGACGAAAAGGCUGCUAGAGAGAAGGACGAAAAGGCUGCAAGAGAGAAGGACGAAAAGGCUGCCAGAGAGAAGGACGAGAAGGCUGCGAGAGAGAAGGACGAAAAAGCUGCGAGAGAGAAGGACGAAAAAGCUGCAAGAGAGAAGGACGAAAAAGCUGCGAUAGAGAAGGAAGAAAAAGCUGCGAGAGAGAAGGACGAAAAAUCUGGGAAAGAGAGGGAAGAAAGAGCAGGGAAAGAGAAGGAAGAAAAAGUUGUGAAAGAAAGGGAUGAAAAAACAGGGAAAGAAAGGGAAGAAAAAGCAACUAAAGAGAGGGAGGAAAAACCUAAGCUUGUAGAUGGUCCCUCUGAUAAAGAAACAGUUGUUGAUCGCGACGAGAAACCUGUCAUAAAAAACGAAGAUAAUGGAGUUUGUCCUGACCCUGAGCCAAUGGAUAUCUCUACAACAACACCUUAUGUGGAUUGUGAAAUUUCUACUUCUGAUGUGACAAUAUUAGAAGGGCACACAUCUGAGGUUUGCGCUUGUGCAUGGAGUCCUUCUGGUUCACUUCUUGCAUCUGGUUCUGGGGAUUCGACAGCAAGGAUCUGGACAAUUUCCGAGGCAGGUUCUGGAUCACACAAUGGAUCCACCAAUGUUGUGGUGUUGAAGCAUGUUAAAGGGAAAACAAAUGAGAAAAGCAAAGAUGUUACCACUCUUGACUGGAAUGGGGACGGUGCCCUUCUUGCUACAGGAUCUUAUGAUGGCCAGGCAAGAAUUUGGAACACAUAUGGUGACCUGAGGAGUACAUUAAGUAAACACAAGGGGCCAAUAUUUUCUUUAAAAUGGAACAAGAAGGGUGAUUAUCUUCUCACCGGUAGCUGUGAUAAAACAGCCAUAGUGUGGGAUGUAAAGGCAGGAGAGCCAAAGCAACAGUUUGAGUUUCAUUCAGGUCCAACCUUGGAUGUUGACUGGAGGAACAAUGUUUCUUUUGCAACAAGUUCAACAGAUAACAUGAUAUAUGUGUGCAAAGUUGGAGAUAGCAGUCCUGUCAAAACCUUUGCAGGCCAUCAGGGUGAAGUUAACUGUGUUAAGUGGGACCCUACCGGGACAUUAUUGGCCUCUUGUUCGGAUGAUAGCACUGCAAAGGUGUGGAGUCUGAAGCAGGAUCUUUUUGUCCAUGACCUAAAAGAACACUCGAAGGAGAUAUACACUAUCAGGUGGAGCCCUACUGGCUCGGGCACAAACAACCCCAACCAUCAAUUGGUUCUGGCCAGUGCAUCUUUCGACUCAACUGUGAAAAUAUGGGAUGUGGAGCUUGGAAAACUGCUGCAUAGCUUGAAUGGUCACAGGGAAGCUGUGUACUCUGUUGCAUUCAGUCCGAAUGGUGAAUAUUUGGCUAGCGGGUCUUUGGAUAGGUCUUUGCACGUUUGGUCACUGAAGGAAGGGAAGAUUGUGAAGACAUACUCUGGUAAUGGAGGCAUAUUUGAAGUUUGCUGGAAUAAGGAAGGCGACAAGAUUGCUGCAUGUUUUGCGAACAAUACUGUAAGCGUUUUGGAUUUCAGAAUGUAGCAGUCGGAGCAUGCACGAGAGAACUAGAUGUUGCCCGGCUCUUGAACCUUUUUGGCUUAGCUUAGAAUGUACUUGGAAUUCUUUUAUAGUUUGGGGUAGGCUUAGCUGUUCAUUAGGGAUUUAGAUCAGGUGGCUGUCCACAAUGUACAAUUCUGUUAUUCAACAACAGUAUAAUUAAAAUUGUACAGAUUACACUUUAUGAUAGUUCUGGUCCUUUAUUUCUCCUGA
This is a messenger RNA of Beta vulgaris subsp. vulgaris (sugar beet), 2678 nucleotides long. Its product is annotated as WD40 repeat-containing protein HOS15. The transcript has 15 exons. Lineage: Eukaryota; Viridiplantae; Streptophyta; Magnoliopsida; Caryophyllales; Amaranthaceae. Gene Ontology annotation, cellular component: histone deacetylase complex. The record is from RefSeq and is a predicted model, not a curated record. Gene Ontology annotation, molecular function: protein binding; transcription corepressor activity. Gene Ontology annotation, biological process: regulation of transcription by RNA polymerase II. The coding region runs from base 609 to 2450 and encodes 613 amino acids.